Messenger RNA from Cuscuta europaea, 1045 nucleotides. The record is from the annotation of a GenBank genome assembly. NCBI's taxonomy places the organism in Eukaryota, Viridiplantae, Streptophyta, Magnoliopsida, Solanales, Convolvulaceae.
CAGCAUUCAUAUCCCUCUCUCCUCCCUUCCAUUUCCAAUACCCAUCUCUCUUCUCAUUCACUUCAGUCAACUACUCUUCCCGCACACACAUUUUCGCACUUUUAUUAAUACAUUUUCCAUCCCUGCAGAAAAUGCGCAUUAUAUAGUGAUUUCGGUAGUUAUUACUUUUACAGAAAAGCUUUAUCCCAUAUCAGAAGUAACCGUCCGUCCCAUCAAUCUCCCGAAACCUAAGAAUCGCAGGAAUCCGCCAUUUCUUCUCCAAUGGAAGACGACCGGGUGGGCAACAACAACCGCAGGAGCGGCGGCGCGGUGAAGAAGGAGGAGGACGCCGGAGAUCCGGUCGUGUGCACGGGGAAGACCUGCUGCAAGUCGUGCACGGCGGGGGUAAUCGCCGACUGCGUCGCGGUCUGUUGUUGUCCGUGCGCCGUCGUGGACAUUUUGGUCCUGGCAUUGUUCAAGGUCCCGUGGACGCUGGGGCGGAAGUGCCUGGGAUUGGCGCGGCGGAAGAGGGGCGGCGGCGGCCGGAUAUGUAAUAAGGAGAGGGACUGCAGCUACCGAAGCGACGACGUCGUUUCGAGGAUGGGGAGCGGAGGAGGCGUUUGGGGUUCCGGAAUUGAAUCGGCGGGUUUUGGAAUUGAAGACCUAGAAUGGGUAAAAGGCAAUUUUAGCGCCAGGUUUAAUGCAGAUGAGGUUUGGUUAGAGUUAUCUCAAGUUGGUCAUUUGGGUUUUGGGAGGGUUUCUUUCACUGAAAUUCCUUCUCAGUGUAAAAACAAUUAGUAGAGGAAAAAAGGGGUCAAAAUGUGAUAUAGUACAAGUGACAUAUAAUGCAUUAAUGAUGUAUGUAGAGAUACACCUAAAUUGUCUUAGACUAGUGCUUUUCAAUCAAAUAUUUCUUGAUCGAUGGUUGAAUUUAAAUGUUGUGUGGGGAAAAUUAUAAGAUUCUUAGCAUGGGAUUGAAAAUUUCAUGAACUGUGUAAUCUCAGACAUUAAAAAGAGAUCUCAAGUUUUUUCAUUGACUUGUGAUCAGGCUGUUUAGUGAUUAAUA